UUUAGAGUUCUUUUAAUAAAACCGCGCUCGUUGUCAACUACAAUCCAAAAUAGCUUCCAGUUUAAGCUGCUCAAGCUCAAGCUCUUCUUGUCUUCUCAGCUCUGCCUCUCUGCAUAUAAUCAUCGAUCACUUAUUUUAUCUCAAAAAUAUUAAGACAUAGCUCGAUCUCACAUUCACCUUUCAGUUAAAGGGGUCUUUAACAAUGGCAAGUGAGGACUUGAAAUCCCAAGUCCCGGUUGAAGAAAAUGGGACUAAAGAAGAAGAGAAAAAUGGGAAUUUAGAGGCUUCGGUCAGCAAGGAAAACGGUGAAUCUUCUGAUGUUUUUUCAGUAAUACAAGAAGAAGAAGGAGAAGAAGAGGAAGGAGAGACCAAAGAAGCUACAAAGAAAAAGAAGAAGAAAAACAAAAGCAAGAGAAAAAAGGAAUUGGCAAAGCAGACUGAUCCACCCACUAUUCCUGUCGUGGAUCUUUUCCCUUCUGGGGAGUUUCCUGAAGGUGAAAUCCAGCAAUACAAAGACGAUAAUUUGUGGAGGGCUACAUCCGAAGAGAAAAGAGCAUUGGAACGUCUUGAACACCCAAUGUACAAUUCAGUUCGCCAGGCAGCCGAAGUUCAUCGCCAGGUUCGGAAGUAUAUGAAAAGCAUUUUGAAGCCUGGAAUGUUAAUGACUGAUCUCUGCGAGACCUUGGAGAACACUGUUCGUAAGCUAAUAUCAGAGAAUGGUCUGCAAGCUGGCAUUGCAUUUCCUACUGGAUGCUCUCUGAACUGUGUUGCUGCUCAUUGGACCCCAAAUACAGGGGAUAAGACUGUGCUUCAGUACGAUGAUGUGAUGAAAUUGGAUUUUGGGACCCAUAUAGAUGGACGUAUUGUGGACUGUGCAUUUACAGUGGCAUUCAACCCUAUGUUUGAUCCACUACUUGAAGCUUCACGCGAGGCAACCAACACGGGUAUCAAGGAAUCAGGGAUUGAUGUGCGUCUAUGUGAUGUUGGUGCUGCCAUCCAAGAGGUCAUGGAAUCAUACGAGGUUGAAAUUAAUGGAAAGGUGUUUCAAGUUAAGAGCAUCCGUAACUUGAAUGGGCACAGCAUUGGCCCCUACCAGAUUCAUGCUGGAAAAUCUGUUCCCAUUGUUAAAGGAGGGGAACAGACAAAAAUGGAAGAGGGUGAAUUUUUUGCAAUUGAAACAUUUGCAUCUACAGGGAAAGGAUAUGUAAGAGAAGAUCUAGAGUGCAGCCAUUACACGAAAGAUUUUGAUGUUGGCCAUAUCCCAUUGAGGUUGCCAAGAGCAAAGCAACUGCUAGCAACAAUCAAUAAGAACUUCUCCACAUUAGCCUUUUGUAGAAGGUAUUUAGAUCGCUUGGGAGAGACUAAAUAUUUAAUGGCACUCAAGAAUCUGUGUGAUUCUGGCAUUGUUCAGCCUUUACCUCCUCUGUGUGAUGUUAAGGGCAGUUAUGUAUCUCAAUUCGAGCAUACCAUCUUGCUACGGCCAACCUGCAAAGAGGUCAUAUCGAGGGGCGAUGACUACUAGCAUGGAUUGAUGACCCCUGUGACUGUAUACUAGUAAAAGAUUCAGUUGAAGGCGUAGUUUAUUUAUCUUCAUUGUCUGUUUUGUUACUGCCUGGUUUAGCAGACAAACAGCUUUGUAAUGGCAAAAAAGAAUUGGAAUAUCAAUCACAGUUGUGAUUUUAACAUGGAAAUGUUGGCCGCUAGGACACGCAUAAUGGAGACAUCAACUUGACUUGGAAA
Messenger RNA from Populus nigra (black poplar), 1740 nucleotides. Its product is annotated as methionine aminopeptidase 2B. Gene Ontology annotation, molecular function: metalloaminopeptidase activity. NCBI's taxonomy places the organism in Eukaryota, Viridiplantae, Streptophyta, Magnoliopsida, Malpighiales, Salicaceae. The record is from RefSeq and is a predicted model, not a curated record. Gene Ontology annotation, biological process: proteolysis. The transcript has 12 exons. Bases 203 to 1522 code for a protein of 439 amino acids.